Molecule: messenger RNA, 2223 nt
Organism: Coprinopsis cinerea okayama7#130
Lineage: Eukaryota; Fungi; Basidiomycota; Agaricomycetes; Agaricales; Psathyrellaceae
Exons: 2
Coding region: 1-2223 (740 amino acids)
Source: RefSeq, a predicted model, not a curated record
AUGAACAGUACACCCCCAGACGCGUCAACCGAGCCCCCGCCGCCGUCACAACAAACUGCGCCCCGGCCUCCCGAUUCGACGCCCGGUGCUCGGACCAUGUCCCGCCCCCGCCGCCUUUCACUCUUCUUCUCCAGCUUCAACGCUUUCCAACCCUCGUCCAAACCCUUCUCCUCGAAAGAGCGAGCGGCAGCGGCGACAACCGACAAUGAACAUGUGACAAGCGACGACGACGACAUGUCCAGCAUAAAUUCGACCACGUUUUCACCGGACAUGGGCAGCCCGAGGACAUUGUUAACCACGCCCUCGGGUUCGGGCUCGCUCAAUUCACCGCAGGAUCGUUCCCUUUCACCCGGGCCUAAGACGCGAGGGAGGAGUGGGUCGGGUAUUGGAGCCAAGUUGGGGGCGAUACUUCAUCUGCGAGGAGGCAAGAAGAGUCGACGUCACCUCUCUGGCCAUUCGCGUGAAACGAGCGCCGGAUCCGGAUAUCUACAAGACGAUGAAGCCACGACGAGCUCUCAGCAGGACGGACAACGAAAUCAUCGCGAACAACGAGGAAAACGAGGGUCGAUCGCAAACUCAGAGUUUAUGCUCGAUAAAGGCGGGACGGGAUUGAAGGUUGAAAGGGCGUGGAGGGAUGAAACGGUUCGCAACGAGGUCUUGCGAGCGGCCAAUCGCCAACAAACCCUGGCUAGCUCUAUCGCCUCCCUGGGACCACAGGAGCCAGACCCUGAGGACAAGAAUUCCGUAUUCGCGGCUGAUGUGGAGCCUAUUCUUCAAACCGUUUUGGAUCAUUCUUCCAUUGGAGCCAAAGAUUUGUUGUUCCAGCCUUCUCCUUCCUCUGGGUCAAUAUUUGUAGAGGGUUUGUUCGAGCUUGGGGGUCCUACUGCGCAUAGAAACGCAAGCGAAAAGGAUGGCGAGGUGGUGGAUCCGGACAAGCGACUCGGAGUGGGGAGAAUGGCUGACACGGACAACAACGCCAAAUGUGGCGACAACAAUAACACCGUGACCAUCAACCAGGCCUCGUUGCAUGCCAAAGGGCUUACUGCUGGGUCUCCUGUCAAUAACGACGACGACAACCGCGACGCCGAUAUCAAUCCCCGCGUCCAAGCGCAACACGGAGACGAUUCCCCGCAGGAGGGAGACACGACGAACACCACGGCGCCAAAGACGUCAGAGUCGUCAUUAACGGUUCCAUCGGAAGGCGGAGCAGCACAGAUCAUCUCCAGCGCUCCCCGAAAUUUGGCAGACAACGUUGAACACGACAAUCAUCACCCCGACCGCAAUUCGAAGUCAGGAUCCGGUGUGGGUACCCCCGGCCAGCGUUCAGGACCGGUUGAUUUGGGGACAGCGACAUCGACACCAGUGUCGGCGACGGAGCUUGGCGCUACAGAAUUAGUCGAAACAACUCGAGUUGAGCAGACUCCUGACGUAGUUCCAUUAAUAUCGGUCGAGGGAUCACCACAAUAUUCUGCAGGCUCUGAUACCAGGACGGCUGUCACACCGGUACAGCCUCGUCCAGACCAUUACGACUCACAACGUAGACCAGCACGUUCAUCACGUUCAUCCAGUCCACCUGUAGUGCGGCCAUCUUCACCCGUCAAACCAUCAAGACGCCCGUCGAGCUCGUCUGCCGCAAAUUUGAAUCAGAAGCACGACCUUGCAACUAGCCAACAACCACUUACCUCCAAAUCCCGACCAGACACGGAAAACUCGACGCCAACUACGGACGAAAGACCAUUAGGGAUGAUUUCACAUCACCAGUCCGCCUCGACAGGGGCUGCAUCGUCGAGCAGCACGCAGAAGGCUUUCCCACCGUAUCCCUAUGCACACCUCUACCCUCAACAGCAACAGCCACAGGCCUCUUCGUCGCGACAUCAUCACCACCUACCCCGCCAGCAGAGGGCACCGCAUUCACACCACGGGCACGGAAGCGGGAGUGGGUUUGCAAAUGUUAUCCCACACCAUCAUCGACCGCAGAAGGCGAGGGCCACAUCUCCCCCACCGAUGGGCGUUCAACAGAGCCCGUGGCAGUUGCAAGUUGCGACCCGGGAUCAGGGACACGGGCAGAGUCACUCGACAACAAAAGCCAGCGGGAAGACGUGGUGGAGCUCAUUCAACCUCUUCAAGAAGGACGCCGCCGCAAACACAACAGCCACCAACCACGGCGCAGCAACGGGAGACCUGGGCUCAUUCGGUGAGUGGUUCUUCCUGUCUUUUGCUUGA